Messenger RNA from Aspergillus caelatus, 1221 nucleotides. Its product is annotated as Zn(II)2Cys6 transcription factor. The record is from RefSeq and is a predicted model, not a curated record. Gene Ontology annotation, biological process: positive regulation of transcription by RNA polymerase II. The transcript is spliced from 6 exons. Gene Ontology annotation, molecular function: DNA-binding transcription factor activity, RNA polymerase II-specific; zinc ion binding; transcription cis-regulatory region binding. NCBI's taxonomy places the organism in Eukaryota, Fungi, Ascomycota, Eurotiomycetes, Eurotiales, Aspergillaceae. Gene Ontology annotation, cellular component: nucleus. The coding region runs from base 1 to 1221 and encodes 406 amino acids.
AUGGUCGAGGCAUCUCACCCAAAGAAAAAACCAUGGAGAGUCAAGGGUUGCUAUAACUGCUCCCAGCGCCGUCUUAACUGUGACCGUGGCACCCCAUGCCAGAAGUGCGUCAAAAAGGGACUCCAAUGUUCCGGUCUCGGCGUACGGUAUCGGUUUAUAGAUGGAGUUGCAUCGAGAGGGAAGUUGGCAGGGAGAUCGAUGCCUGUGUCAGAUACAAAGUGGGACCUACAUUAUUGCUCUUCGAGCAAUUCGUCCUUUGUCUCUGCCCCGUCUCAUGGUUUAGACCAUGUUGACCACCAGUCUCGGUUUCUACUCAAAUACUUUUCGGAGAAAGUUGCACCAGCAAUGGGACCCUUCAACACCGUCUUCAACGGCUAUCGAGAUCUAGUUUUACCUAUGUCGGAGCAAGACCAUACCGUCCAAAAUGCGGUUUUAGCCGCCGCUGCUUCCCAUAUUUCGUUAAAGCAUUGUGAAUGGAAGCCACUAGCUUCCAGGUAUCGGAUGGCUGCCAUUCGAGGGUUGAAUCAGCGGAGUGUCGCAGAGGACCUGAACAAGUCGAUCGAUUACUCGAGUCUGUCAACUAUGGUCCUUCUCCUUGUAGAGCAGAUGAUCAUAGUGGGAUCAGACUUCCAUAUUCUCCUUCGGAUGAUGAAGAGCUUCAUAGAAUCACAGCGGUGUUCUGACAUAGUCGAGACGGAACCUCUAGGAACAUUUUUGAUGCAGCAGAUAAGAAAGAUGUCUCUAUACGCAGGGCCCUUAGUAAUGGGUCUUUCUGCGGCUAAAAGUCUUGAAAAUAUGUCCAACAAGGACCUGGACUUCUUGUUCAGUUGCCUUAAGAUCCACCCGGAGUAUUCUUCGGUCAUUUUCAAAUUAGCCAAUCUCAUCCGUACGGCAGCUCAAAUAUACUUGAGUCGGGCAACCAACAUGCCAAACCAGGUAAUCACAGAACUAGUCCAACAGUUUCUGGCAGACACCACUUCUUAUAAUGCAACAUCACCGGGAGGUCACAUUCUGAUUUGGCCAUUUUUUAUAGUCGGGGCAGAGUGCUCAUCCAAGCAGGACCAGGAGUUUGUCACCAUGCAGUUACAGAGUCUCUGGGAUUGCACGGGCUUUGGAAGCCCGCUCUAUGCGAUCAAGCUGCUGGGAGAUAUAUGGCAGGAAACACCAGGGACGAAUUGGACGCAGACAUUGGUGGAUAAGGUGGAAGGGUUUAUUAUGUGA